Messenger RNA from Diorhabda carinulata, 974 nucleotides. Its product is annotated as NKAP family protein CG6066. The record is from RefSeq and is a predicted model, not a curated record. NCBI's taxonomy places the organism in Eukaryota, Metazoa, Arthropoda, Insecta, Coleoptera, Chrysomelidae. Gene Ontology annotation, cellular component: nucleus. Gene Ontology annotation, biological process: regulation of gene expression. The transcript has 2 exons. The coding region runs from base 1 to 867 and encodes 288 amino acids. Gene Ontology annotation, molecular function: chromatin binding.
AUGGGCUCUCAUGAUAGAGUUAGAAGAAGAUCACGAUCACCGUCAUCCAAGUAUGCUUCGAAAAAACAACGAAAAUCCCGCUCUCGAUCUCCCAAAUAUCACAGGGAAGAAAGAAAUGCCAGAAAUCACGAGAAUGGUUAUCGAUCAAGAGACUCGAGUAAAAAAUUUGACCAAGAUGAUUUUAUGGAAUCUCGUAGACAACAAAGAGAGAUUUUAGGCGUUAGAGAAUGUCCUAACAUUUGGGGAAAAUCGCCAGAACCGGUCGAUACGGAUUCAGAAGAAGUUGUUUUAAGCAGUGAAGAAACGGAUAAUAUAAAAAAACACAAAAAGAAGCGGAAACACAAAGAAAAAAAGUCUAAGAAGGUUAAAAAACACAAAAAGGAUAAAAAGAAAAAGAAGAAAAAACUUAGCAGUGAUGAAACUGAUUCGGAAGUUGAAGAAUGGGUGGAAAAACCAUCGACAAUUAAAAAUGAAUCUCAAUCAGAUAAUGAGGAUACAGAGAUUGGACCCUCUCAGAAGGCACACGGGACUCUUACUCAUAAAGAAAUGGGUAAAGCUUUACUUCCAGGGGAAGGUGCUGCUAUGGCUGCAUACGUAGCAGAAGGUAAACGUAUACCGAGGAGAGGAGAAAUUGGCUUAACUUCAGAUGAAAUUGCAUCAUAUGAAAGUGUAGGUUAUGUUAUGUCAGGAUCGCGGCACAGGAGAAUGGAAGCUGUUCGUAUUCGUAAAGAAAAUCAAAUUUAUUCUGCCGAUGAAAAACGAGCAUUAGCCAUGUUCAGCAAAGAAGAGAGACAGAAAAGAGAAAAUUUGAUACUGGGACAAUUCAAAGAUAUGAUUAACUAUAAAUUAAAUGAAAAAAAUAAAUAAUUAAAACAAUAUAUAGUACCCAAGAUAUUUUAUUUAAAAAUUUUUACACAUGUUAUAUAAAAAGACUGUAAUAUUAAGAAAUCUGUAAAUAUAUGUUUUCAUUGUAA